CCCUUAGUCAGUUAUAUGAUACCUGUCACCGGGAGAGCCGGCCACCUUAGAAAUCGGAGCUGGACGCCAUCCUGAAUGAGGUCUGCUGUCUACUCAAGUCUCCGCCCGUUCUGAUCGAUGCACUAGACGAGUUCAGGCCUGCAAACUCGACACAGACCACACUGUUUAUCCAUCUCCUAGACAAGCUUUCGAAGAGAGGCACACGUAUCUUUAUGACAAGUCGGUGUGGACCCGAGCCUCACUCGGCCGUGGGGAAUGUAGUGCUACAGUCCGCGGCCGACAGUCCAGAUAUUCGAUCCCGCGUCACGUACGUCCUUCGGUCCGAUGACUCGAUGCUCGAAAUCCUCGAUCAACAGUUGGAGAAGGAGAUAUGCGACACAAUUGUUGCUCAAGCAGGUGGAAUAUUCCUGCUAGCAGCUCUUCAUCUGCAGAAUAUCCGCGACCAGGUCAGCCGAGCAGGCAUUUGCAGGUGUCUCAACGGACUGAGCAGCGAUCUGGGUAGCGCCUAUGACAAGUCCUUCCAGGUGUUGAGCCACCAAUCCCAGUCACGGAAGCGACUCGCGCUCAAUGCCUUGCGAUGGGUGGCUUGUGCGUACCGUCCACUCACUGCGCUGGGAUUGCGCCACGCCCUGUACUGCUGGCGGGAGGGCGUUCAACAACUUGGCAAGACGGUCGUCAUGUCAAGCGAGAGACAGUGAAAUAUUUGAGUCUCCCAAUGAGGAUGUCUUUCACGAACUUAUAGUUAUAAGAGCUGAAGCCGUAGGAGGAUUCCCUUGAG
Aspergillus homomorphus CBS 101889 is the source of this 778-nucleotide messenger RNA. RefSeq lists its product as uncharacterized. The transcript is spliced from 2 exons. Lineage: Eukaryota; Fungi; Ascomycota; Eurotiomycetes; Eurotiales; Aspergillaceae. The coding region runs from base 213 to 698 and encodes 161 amino acids. The record is from RefSeq and is a predicted model, not a curated record.